AUGUUUCCAUCAUCAAGAAUUUGCAGACACCAAGAGCUACAUUUACCAGAUGAGUGUUGGGAAUUAGUUUUCAAACACCUUAGCGACCCUCUCGAUCACGAAUCACUCUCCCUCGUCUCGCGCCACUUCCUUUCCCUCACCAACGGCACCCACACCGACCUCGCCGUAUCCGACCGUGUCCUCCCACUCAUUCCCGUCCUCCUCCGCCGUUUUCCCAACCUCACGACCAUCAAAAUCACGCGCUACUUCACCGGUGACAUCAACGCGCUCCUCUCCCAAAUCGCUUCCUUCAACCUCCCCUCACUCCAUUCUCUCGACCUGUCUCACCAACCCACCUUCCCCUCACAUGGGUUGCGACAAUUCUCCGAAAAGUUUUCAGCUUUGAAGUCACUCAACUGUUCCCACGCCCGUCAUGAUUUGGAUUUAGUUGCCGAGUGCUUCCCAAACCUGGAAGAAAUCGAUGUGAGUUUCCGUAAAUAUAAAAUUGAUAUUGUUUCGGAUUGGGAAAAGGCAUUGACUUCAGGGCUUAAGAAGCUUAGAAAGGUGACUAUUUCGGGUAACUUCACCCAUGGAGACUCUUACCUUCUUGCCUUGUGUCACACUUGUGUGUUUCUAGAAGAGUUAGUUGUUAUUCAAACCGGCCCUGUUUCUAUGAUAGGCAUUGCCAAUGCGAUUCGCAAGAGACCCGAAUUGAGGUCUUUAUCAGUUAAUUGUUUGACUUAUGGGUUUUUUAGUGAGGACCUUAGAAAGGGGAAUGUGACUUUGGAGUUCAUUGAUGCAUUGGUGAGUUUGAAGGGAUUGAAUUGUCUUGAUUUGUAUUAUUCAAGUAUAUCUGAUGAGGCCUUGUCUACUAUUGCGGAAGAAAGCCUUCCGUUGAGGAAACUCUCUCUAAGAUGUUGUAAGGGAUAUGGAUACGGUGGGAUCUCUUACUUGUUGAGAAAGUGUAACAAUUUACAGUAUUUGGAUCUUCAAAUGACGCAGUUUCUGAAUGAUCAGUGUGUGGUUGAGUUGUCUUUGCUUCUUGGUAACUUGAAGUUUGUGAAACUUAGUGAUAAUGCAAAGCUUACUGAUUUAAGCUUGUUUGCCAUUAUGCGCAACUGUCCUUUGAUAACCGAUAUCAGGAUGGAGAGUACAGGCAUUGGAAAGCAGAAGCUGCAGGAAGAUUGUUUGGUUGUGAAUUCUCAUGUAAAGUUUCUCUAUUUGGCUAGCAAUACCUGGUUGGAUGAUGAAACUGUCACUAUGCUUGCUGCGGUUUGCCCCAACUUGGAGAUGAUAGAUUUGAGCAAAUGCGGAAGGGUUUCAAAAGGUGCUAUUGAUGUUUUGUGGAGCUGUCGUAAGAUUCGGCGCAUGGACUUAGCUCUAUUAGGACAUGAGCUGUUUCAAUUUCGGUUUCGAGUUUGCUUCGAUGUUCCUACAUUGUUUGUGUUGAAUUUGUCCCAAUUGAGUAUUAGCAACGAGGAACUCUACCUUAUUUCAAAGAGUUGUUGCAAGUUAAAAGAACUUGAUUUAGAAAGUUGUCACAAAAUCACAACCAGGGGAGUAAAGCAGAUGGUGAAAAAUUGCAAGCAACUAAGAACGAUAAGUUUAGCAGCUUGUGAAAAAGUAUCUGCUAAUGUCGUUGCUUGGAUGGUAUCUGCAAGGCCAUCGUUGAGAAAAAUAAGACCUCCGCCUCGAUUCUCUGCUACCGAGAGCCAGAGGGAUCUCUUCCGGCGUCAUGGAUGCUUUGUUGGCAAGUGGUCUAAUUAA
Messenger RNA from Arachis duranensis, 1746 nucleotides. RefSeq names its product F-box/LRR-repeat protein 3-like. NCBI's taxonomy places the organism in Eukaryota, Viridiplantae, Streptophyta, Magnoliopsida, Fabales, Fabaceae. The record is from RefSeq and is a predicted model, not a curated record. Gene Ontology annotation, molecular function: protein binding. Gene Ontology annotation, cellular component: SCF ubiquitin ligase complex. Gene Ontology annotation, biological process: SCF-dependent proteasomal ubiquitin-dependent protein catabolic process. The coding region runs from base 1 to 1746 and encodes 581 amino acids. The transcript has a single exon.